AUGACAUGUCAAAAUGUGUUCCCCAACACUGUCCUGGAAUGCAACCCCACAGCAAUGCCAGGAGUCACUGCCAACUCAGGACACCUGCAGCCACCCCACACCUCACUGCAGAAUGGAAUUGGUUCCAUUGUCCAGUAUUUUCCCAAAACCUUGGUAUCGGUGUGCUAUGAAGACUACUACGGACCAGGAACAACAGUGACAGUAAAACCAUGGAUUGAGUCUCUGGUAGAAUCCGGGGGAGCUGUGAAGCCAGCCGGGGAAUCUCUUCAUCUCUCCUGCACAGCCUCCAGCUUCAUCUUUGGGAACUCUGAGAUGGCUUGGUACCGGCAAGCUCCUGGGCGAGAACCAGAAUGGGUCUCCCACAUUGAUCCCUUCCAGAGAAACCCGCGGUAUUCAGAGGCCGUGAGAGGUCGCUUCUCCAUCUCCAGAGACAACGCCAAAGGCCAGCUGUACCUGCAGAUGGAUAAUCUGCAAGUUGGAGACAGUGGCCGGUAUUAUUGUGUGAGACUCACAGAGAAAGACAAUAGUGCACAGCUAGCUUUCAGAACUGGAACAGAGGUUAGAGUGGAACCAAGAGCCCAAGCUGAAUCCCAGCCCACGGUCUUCAUUCUGAGAAAUCAGAGCUUUGCUGGUUGCCUGGUGAAGGAUUUCUACCCCAAGGAGCUGAGCCUGACUCUGUUUGCACCUCACCCCCCACUCAUGGAGCCUCUCCAGGCUACGGUCCCUUCCUCCCAGGAAACCUACACCACCGUCAGGAUCGGACAAUUCAGCGAAGCUGAUAUGGUGAUCUGCUCUGUGCGGCAUGGCUCCAAGCAGAUAAAUGUGAUCGAAGGGCAGGAUGCAGCCCCAGUACAUCCCGGUUCAAGAAAGUCCAGGCAGUCUGACCCCGCACAUCCAGAAAGAAGAUACGCAGAACAUCCUGGUUCAGAAAAUCCUGAUGAAUCUGUCCUCACCUGUUCAGAACAGAGCAUCACAGGAGACCGUGAGUGGGGCAACACACUGUCCAUUUUCAUUCUGGCGCUCAGAGUCCUGCUCGUGAAAAGUGUAGCACUCAACCUUCUUCUGACAGUCCAGGCCUCGUGCUGCUGAGGCUGUUGGAGCCUCCUAUCUGGAACAACACCACCUGCUACCCUUUCUUUCCACUGGCCCUGAAUCACUUCCCUCCCCAGUGUCUGGAACAAAGACCUGUUGCUGACUCAU
Messenger RNA from Ornithorhynchus anatinus (platypus), 1200 nucleotides. Its product is annotated as immunoglobulin alpha-2 heavy chain-like. NCBI's taxonomy places the organism in Eukaryota, Metazoa, Chordata, Mammalia, Monotremata, Ornithorhynchidae. The coding region runs from base 1 to 1089 and encodes 362 amino acids. Gene Ontology annotation, cellular component: immunoglobulin complex, circulating; external side of plasma membrane; blood microparticle. The record is from RefSeq and is a predicted model, not a curated record. Gene Ontology annotation, biological process: positive regulation of B cell activation; complement activation, classical pathway; phagocytosis, recognition. The transcript has 9 exons. Gene Ontology annotation, molecular function: antigen binding; immunoglobulin receptor binding.